UGCAGGCAGGUCAAUCUAGGUGCAUGUCUUUUAGUCGUGUUUACACAUAAGACAAAUAUAUGAAGGUUCUUGCAAGUCAAAUUUGGGAGGAAAUGAGAAACAUCAAUAAUACUGCUAAUAAUUUUUUUGUUUUAGUUAAUAGUUUUGAUGGCUUUUGUGCACAGGCUCAGAGGACUACCGAACUAAGCUAAGCAGUGACUGCUUCAUGGACCUGGUUUGCCCUGAGAAAUGCCGUUGCGAAGGUACUGUUGUGGACUGCUCCAAUCAGAAGCUCUCCAGAAUCCCCAGUCAUCUCCCAGAGUACACCACCGAACUGCGAUUGAAUGACAAUGAAAUGAUCCUCCUGGAAGCAACAGGCAUCUUCAAGAAACUCCCCAAUCUCCGUAAAAUAAACCUGAGUAACAAUAAGAUCCGAGAUAUUCGAGAGGGAGCAUUUGAAGGGGCAUCAGGGGUUUUGGAAUUGUUGCUGACUGGAAAUGAACUGGAAAUGGUCCACAACCGAAUGUUUUCUGGUCUCUCUGGGCUCAAGACACUGAUGCUACGGAACAACAGGAUCAACUGUGUCAAUAACGACACCUUUACCGGACUUACCUCAGUUCGUCUGCUGUCACUCUAUGACAACCGAGUCACCACCAUAACUCCUGGAGCAUUCAACACCCUCCAUUCCCUCUCAACCAUAAACCUACUAGCCAAUCCUUUCAACUGUAACUGUCACUUGGCCUGGUUGGGAAGGUGGUUGAGGAAGAGAAGGAUCGUCAGUGGAAACCCACGUUGCCAGAAACCAUUCUUCUUGAAGGAGAUCCCGAUUCAGGAUGUGGCUGUACAGGAUUUCACCUGUGAUGCUGACAACAACGAGAGCAGCUGCCUGCCAGACCCUCGAUGUCCUGAACUAUGCAACUGUGUUGACACAGUGGUGCGGUGCAGUAAUCGAGGCUUCCGCACCUUACCGAAAGGCAUUCCCAAGGACGCAACUGAGAUAUACUUGGAAGGGAAUCAACUGACCACAUUUCCCAUCGAGCUCUCUAAUUUCAAGCAGUUAUCACUCUUAGAUUUGAGCAACAACAGUAUUAGCAUCCUCAGUAAUUCCAGCUUCAGUAACAUGUCGCACCUCUCAACACUGAUCUUGAGCUACAACCGGCUGAGGUGCAUUCCAGUCCAUGCUUUUGAUGGUCUGAAGUCUUUAAGAUUGUUGACUUUACAUGGUAACGAUAUAUCUACCAUUCCCAAUGGAGCAUUCAGUGGUCUCUCGUCGCUCUCUCAUCUAGCACUUGGGGCCAAUCCUCUGUACUGUGAUUGCAACCUCCGCUGGCUGUCUGAAUGGGUGAAGACAGGCUACAAGGAGCCAGGUAUUGCCCGCUGCACAGGACCUGAGAACAUGAAUGAGAAACUUCUCUUAACAACACCCACAAACAAGUUCCACUGCAAAGACCCACUGAACAUCGUAAUAAAGGCCAAAUGCAAUCCUUGCCUGUCCAGCCCUUGCAAAAACAAUGGAACCUGUAACAAUGACCCUGUUGAGUUCUACAGAUGUACCUGUCCCUAUGGGUUUAAGGGCCAGGAUUGUGCAUUCCCCAUCAACGCCUGCAUUAACAGCCAGUGCCAAAACGGAGGAACCUGCCGCUUAAUUGAGGGAGACAAACGUGGAUUCAGGUGCCUCUGCCCGCCAGGCUUCGAGGGACAGCUGUGCGAAGUGAAUCCUGACGACUGUGACGAUAAUGACUGUGAAAAUAACUCCACAUGCAUCGAUGGAAUCAAUAACUAUGCCUGCCUUUGCCCACCCAAUUACACAGGUGAGCUUUGUGAAGAGGUUGUGGAUUACUGUGUUGCAGAGUUCAACACUUGUCAGCAUGGCUCCAAAUGUAUCUCCAAGGACAGGAAGUACAGGUGUGAGUGUUUGCCAGGUUACACCGGCCAAAAUUGCCAAACUGAUUAUAACGACUGUGUGGAAAAUGAGUGUCGUCAUGGUGCACAGUGUGUUGAUGCCGUUAAUGGCUACACCUGUGUCUGUCCUACUGGUUUCAGUGGUCUGCUUUGUGAGAUCCACCCUCCUAAGGUCCAGUCCCGGACCAGUCUCUGUGACAACUACGAGUGCCAGAAUGGAGCUCAAUGCAUCGAGGUACAGAAUGAGCCCGUCUGCAGGUGCUUAGCAGGCUUCGCAGGGCAGAGGUGCGAGAAGCUUAUCACCGUCAACUUUGUCGGCAAAGACUCUUAUGUGAUGUUGUCAGCUUCCCAGGUCCGCCCGCAAGCAAACAUCUCACUUCAGGUUGCAACUGACAAGGACAACGGUCUUUUACUCUACAAAGGUGACAACGAUCCUCUGGCUCUGGAACUGUAUCAGGGACAUGUUCGACUCAUAUACGAUGCAUCCAGUUAUCCACCCACCACUGUGUACAGUGUGGAGACAAUCAAUGAUGGGCAGUACCACACUGUCGAGCUGAUGAUGAUGAACCAAUCUCUCAUUCUGGUGGUGGACAAAGGUACUCCCAGGAGUCUGGGCAAACUCCAGAAGCAGCCGACUCUGAGCCAGAACUCCCCCCUCUACAUUGGAGGAUUCCCUCCGGUGUCAGGGGUGGCAGGACUCCGCCAGGGUCCAGAACGCAACCUCAACGGCUUCCAUGGCUGCAUUCACGAUGUACGGAUCAACAACGAGCUGCAGGACUUCAGGAGCAUGCUGCAGAUGCCCCUGGGCGUCUCCCCAGGGUGCCGCUCCUGCAACAUUUGCAGGCACGGCGUGUGCCACUCCAUCGAUCAGUCCAGCGUCACCUGCGACUGCCACGCCGGAUGGACGGGAUCUCUGUGUGACCAGGAGAUCCGGGAUGUCUGCGCCAGCAACAAGUGUGUUCACGGCACGUGCAUCGCGUCUGAUUCCACCAUCCGCUGUGUGUGCAAGGACGGCUAUGUCGGCAGGUUCUGUGACAAGGACCAGCUGACGGUCAAUUGCCAGAAUCUGAAGUGUGGCCACGGUCGUUGUAAGAUUUCUGGGCAGGGAGAGCCGUACUGUGAGUGUGAUACCAACUUCACAGGAGAAACUUGUGAAAUAGAGCUCCUUUGUCAAAAGGAAAUGAUCCGAGAUAUCUACCGCAAACAGCAAGGAUACGCUUCAUGCCAGACCACAGUCAAAGUGCCCCGGCUCGAAUGCAAAGGGAGCUGUGGUAAUGGUGAGUGCUGUGUGCCACUACGUAGCAAGAGACGGAAAUAUGUCUUCCAAUGCACAGAUGGCUCCUCUUUCGUGGAAGAUGUGGAGCGGGUGGUUGACUGUGGCUGUGGGAAUUGUUCCUUGUAGGGACCCAAAACAAGAGAAGAAGGAUUAAGAGCAGCAAGCGCCUGCAACAAGAGCUGGACCAUUAACUCUCAUAGUGGACCAAAAGAAAUGGAAAUAUAUUGUAAGAUAACAAAUAGAACCUAUUUUUAUUAUUAAAAAA
This is a messenger RNA of Amblyraja radiata (thorny skate), 3422 nucleotides long. RefSeq names its product slit homolog 3 protein-like. Gene Ontology annotation, biological process: axon guidance; negative chemotaxis. Bases 206 to 3283 code for a protein of 1025 amino acids. NCBI's taxonomy places the organism in Eukaryota, Metazoa, Chordata, Chondrichthyes, Rajiformes, Rajidae. The record is from RefSeq and is a predicted model, not a curated record. Gene Ontology annotation, molecular function: Roundabout binding; calcium ion binding; heparin binding. The transcript is spliced from 22 exons.